AUGGCUGACAAGGGUCUUGAGGAUCUUGCCGAGGGGCAGAUCGAGUCUAACUACGAUGAGGUCACCGACUCCUUCGACGCUAUGGACCUGAAGCCCGAGCUGCUUCGCGGUGUCUACGCUUACGGUUUCGAGCGUCCUUCCGCCAUCCAGCAGCGUGCCAUCAUGCCCAUCAUCAAGGGCAACGAUGUUAUUGCCCAGGCUCAGUCCGGUACCGGUAAGACCGCUACCUUCUCCAUCUCCGCCCUGCAGAAGAUCGACCCUGAGGUCAAGGCCUGCCAGGCUCUGAUCCUUGCUCCUACCCGUGAGUUGGCUCAGCAGAUCCAGAAGGUCGUUGUCGCCAUCGGUGACUUCAUGUCCCUUGACUGCCACGCCUGUAUCGGUGGUACCAACGUCCGUGAGGACAUGAACGCUCUCCGCGCCGGCCCCCAGGUCGUUGUCGGUACCCCCGGCCGUGUCCACGACAUGAUCCAGCGCCGUGUUCUCUCCACCACCGCCAUGAAGCUCUUCAUCCUCGACGAGGCCGAUGAGAUGCUGUCCCGUGGUUUCACCGAGCAGAUCUACGACAUCUUCCAGCUGCUUCCUCAGUCUACCCAGGUCACCCUGCUCUCCGCUACCAUGCCCCAGGAUGUCCUCGAGGUCACCACUAAGUUCAUGCGCGACCCCGUCCGUAUCCUUGUCAAGAAGCAAGAACUCACCCUUGAGGGUAUCAAGCAGUUCUACAUCGCUGUUGAGAAGGAGGAAUGGAAGCUCGACACCCUCUCCGAUCUCUACGAGACCGUCACCAUUACUCAAGCUGUCAUCUUCUGCAACACCCGCCGAAAGGUCGACUGGCUCACCGACAAGCUCACUGCUCGUGAUUUCACUGUCUCCGCUAUGCACGGUGAUAUGGAACAGGGUCAGCGUGAUGUUAUCAUGAAGGAGUUCCGCUCCGGUUCUUCCCGUGUCCUGAUCGCCACUGAUCUUUUGGCCCGUGGUAUCGAUGUCCAGCAGGUUUCCCUGGUCAUCAACUACGAUCUUCCCGCCAACCGCGAGAACUACAUUCACCGUAUCGGUCGUGGUGGUCGUUUCGGUCGUAAGGGUGUUGCCAUCAACUUCGUCACUGCUGACGAUGUUCGCAUGCUCCGUGAGAUCGAGCAGUUCUACUCCACCCAGGUUGAGGAGAUGCCCAUGAACGUGGCUGACCUCAUCUAA
Penicillium digitatum Pd1 is the source of this 1191-nucleotide messenger RNA. RefSeq names its product putative eukaryotic translation initiation factor 4 (gene tif1). Gene Ontology annotation, molecular function: RNA helicase activity; RNA binding; ATP binding. Lineage: Eukaryota; Fungi; Ascomycota; Eurotiomycetes; Eurotiales; Aspergillaceae. The record is from RefSeq and is a predicted model, not a curated record.